Messenger RNA from Acomys russatus (golden spiny mouse), 3805 nucleotides. RefSeq names its product ANTXR cell adhesion molecule 2 (gene Antxr2). The record is from RefSeq and is a predicted model, not a curated record. Gene Ontology annotation, cellular component: membrane. NCBI's taxonomy places the organism in Eukaryota, Metazoa, Chordata, Mammalia, Rodentia, Muridae. Gene Ontology annotation, molecular function: signaling receptor activity. The transcript is spliced from 17 exons. Bases 549 to 2012 code for a protein of 487 amino acids.
UCGGCCCUAGGAAGAAAGUUGUAAGGAGUUGGGCGGUCCAAGGAAGAGAGGCGGAAGAGGAGGACUCAGCAGAGUUCCCGCGGCGAUCGUGGGGUUCCCUGGCGCUUGUCCUUCAGCUCACCACGGGCAGCUAGAUUUCAGCCCUCCGGUUCCCGGUGGGCGCUAGAGACUUGGCCCGAGGCCGCGAAGAACUUAUCCUGAGAGCUGUCGCAGCGGGCCUCAUUGUCUGCAGUAACUCUCCGGAUUCCGGAGGGGGAGGACUGGACCGCUAGUCCACUGGGAUUUGUCCAGAGUUCCGGCGGCAGCUGUGGCGGCCUCGGAGACUCCCUUUGUCCUCCUCCCAGGACCUCCUUCUCUCUCCUCAGUGGCAGCUGCUGGGUGGCGCUGAAUCAGGAGCAGGCGUCCCACCCCCCACUCAGCCCCUGACCCCGGGGUGAGUCCCUGGUGACUCCGCCUCUUUUCCAUCUCGGCUGGGCAAAACUGGGAGUCCAGACCGCGAAGCCCAAGUUGCUGUGAGCCAGAGGGAGCCGCAGGGCCCGGGCCCCAGGAUGGUAGCUGGUCGGUUCCAGGGUCGCAGCCCUGGGAGCUGGCUGUACCCCUGCCUGUGGGUGCUAGCUGUGGGCGGUCCAGGGUCAUUGUUGCAAGCCCAGGAUCAACCCUCUUGCAAAAAAGCCUUCGAUCUGUACUUCGUCCUGGACAAGUCUGGGAGUGUGGCAAAUAACUGGAUUGAAAUUUACAAUUUUGUCCACCAGCUUACAGAGAGAUUUGUGAGCCCUGAAAUGAGAUUGUCCUUCAUUGUGUUUUCUUCUCAAGCAAACAUUAUUUUGCCAUUAACUGGAGACAGAUAUGAAAUUGAUAAAGGACUAGAGAAUUUAAAGGCUGUUCAGCCAACCGGAGAGACGUACAUCCACGAAGGACUAAAGCUUGCAAAUGAACAAAUUCAAAAUGCAAGAGGCUUAAAAACCUCCAGUAUCAUAAUUGCUUUGACAGAUGGUAAACUGGAUGGCCUGGUACCAUCAUACGCUGAGAAAGAGGCGAAAAAGUCCAGGUCACUUGGUGCCAGUGUUUACUGUGUUGGGGUCCUUGAUUUUGAACAGGCUCAGCUGGAAAAAAUUGCUGAUUCCAAAGACCAAGUGUUUCCUGUCAAAGGCGGAUUUCAGGCUCUUAAAGGGAUAAUCAAUUCUAUACUAGAUCAAUCAUGUACUGAAAUCCUGGAACUGAGUCCUUCAACUGUCUGUGUGGGGGAGGAAUUUCAAGUUGUUCUGAGUGGAAGAGCGGUCACAUCCAUCAGUCAUGAUGACAGUGUCCUGUGUACAUUCACUGUGAACAGCACAUACUCAAAGAGAGAAAAGCCAAUAAGUGUUCAGCAUAAAUCCAUCCUUUGUCCUGCACCUGUCCUGAACAAAGCUGGGGAAACUCUUGAAGUUUCAAUCAGCUUUAAGGAUGGGAAGUCUGCAGUCUCAAGAUCCUUAACAAUUACAGCCACAGAAUGUUCUAAUGGGAUUGCGGCCAUCAUAGCUAUUUUGGUGUUGUUGUUGCUGUUGGGUGUUGCCUUGAUGUGGUGGUUUUGGCCCCUUUGCUGCAAAGUGGUUAUCAAGGAUCCUCCCCCACAGCCUUCUGCACCAGUGGAGGAGGAGGAGGAAGAACCUUUGCCCAACAAGAAAUGGCCAACUGUGGAUGCUUCCUACUAUGGUGGUCGAGGGGUUGGAGGAAUUAAAAGGAUGGAGGUCCGCUGGGGAGAUAAAGGAUCUACUGAGGAAGGGGCAAGACUGGAGAAGGCAAAAAAUGCUGUGGUGAUGAUCCCUGAAGAAGAAAUAUCCAUCCCUCCAAGACCACCUCGACCCAAACCCACACACCAGGCACCUCAGACAAAGUGGUACACGCCAAUUAAGGGCCGUCUGGACGCACUCUGGGCUCUGAUUCUGAAGCAAUAUGACCGAGUGUCCUUGAUGAGACCCCAGGAAGGAGAUGAGGGCCGGUGCAUAAACUUCUCCCGAGUUCCACAUCAAUAAGACGAGAGCGCGAAGCAUGAGAAGAUAAGAGGGACAGCACAUCUUCAUCAUGCUGACUUCCAACAGAAUGGACAGCCUCGUGCAUCUCAGAAGCUCUUGGCACAACAGCCCAGCUCCUCUCUGUCAGGAAAUGUCCUCUCCGCCUUCUGCUUCCUGUGCAUCAAACGUUUUCAAACACUUAUCCUGCCAUUUACAUGAGAGGUAAUGAAAGUCAGCGAUAACUCAUGAUUCACAACACCAAGAAUACAGAGGAAUGUUAAUUUGCAUUGCUGCCAUGUAUGCAAAGCUCGUUUGAAUGUGUAAGGGGACAAAGCAGGCACAGCAAUGAGGUAACGAUUCCAAAGCAAGGACCAACCGCACAUCCACCAGCCACGCAGGUUUGUAAUGGAGACGGGUUGCUUUUGACUGUGACGCAUGGCGUGUGUGCUUUUGUUCACCAAGAUCUUUAGCUACACGCGAAACAUGAAAUUUCCCACCAAGCUAAACAGAUAAUGGAGCCCACUGCCUUGUAGCUAUGUCAGAUAGCCAAGCCUUUCCAAGCCCUCCAUUACUUUGUGCCUUACGGGAGAUUUCUGACGAGAAAAUCUUGUCACUUUACACGGAGAGUGCACACGCAUGACAAAAUGUAGACGAGACGCCUCAAGGUACUGGAUGCAAGCAGGAUUUUGCCCUUUAGUUCUCCAAGACACCUUUUCUUUCAUUAUGCACUUGGGACAAGAGAAUUAAUAGAGCAUUAAUUCAACAGGAAGACCGCCUCCAACCAAAGACCUGGAGUGCCGCAUAAAGACUCAUGGUCUGAGAUCUUGUCCUAGCCUGGUAGACCCCAUGUCUCAGUGUUUACGAUUUAGCAGUGCGUAAAGCAUUAAUAUCUGUAAACACACCUAGGUGUUUGUUUGGCUUUUAAUUUAAGGAAGCAGUAACUACAAAGCUUUUGCUCAGGGUUUUUUUUUUUUUUUUCCUUCCUUCAAGUCUCCAAGGGCUCUUUGGCGUCACAAGCCAGCAACUCUCUUUGCAUGAAAAUUUCAAAGUUUAAUUAAUAUAAUUAAAGGCAACAGCAAGCAGCAGCCUGUGAAGAUUUCUCUCAUCUUUUUUAUGCCUUUUGACAUUGAAUGACCUACCACUGUAUGGAUAUUACUUGGAAAAUGGAGAGCACCGCACCUUGGUUGUGAUUCAGCCUAGAGGAGAGAAAAAAAAAAGACCUCCUUCCUUCAGUUUAUAAAUUAAAAUCAGGAGGGGCGCCAUCAGAAAGCAUUGACAAUAUACGUACUAUAAAUUUUUAGAAAUAUCACCAUCGUGUCACAUCGACGAUGCCAAAUUAUGUUAGCGUGAGCAGAGAAACACGGUGGGGGAGGAAGGCCGCAGCUGAAGGAAAUAGCUCAGAUGAUCUAGUCACUUUCGAUACUGUACUUCAGAUGGGAAAUGGAUAUUCGACUGGAAACCUGACAAAGCGCGCCUGCUUUGAUGUGAACUGGUAUGGACAAUGACCAGUGGCCGGGUCAGUGGGAUGUCUCUCUGCGAGCACAAAGGCUUAUCAAAUGACACUAAAAAUAAGUUCAACAACCAUCACUUUGGAAGGGAGAAGGCGAACGCCUCAUGUUUGGCGGGCAUGUGAGUGCACAAGAUGGAAAUGAACGAUUUAGAGCAUCCUGGUAUAAUUACCCACAUUGUGCUCUUCGCGGAGAUUUCCAAGGGCCGCAGUGAUACUUUUGGUUGGUAUCCAGGUUUGUGGCAGGGCUCCAAGAAGCCUUAUGCACACAUACAAAUAUACAGAUGCACGCACAUACUCUCUAGCU